Molecule: messenger RNA, 1424 nt
Organism: Gadus macrocephalus (Pacific cod)
Lineage: Eukaryota; Metazoa; Chordata; Actinopteri; Gadiformes; Gadidae
Product: guanine nucleotide-binding protein G(I)/G(S)/G(O) subunit gamma-2
Exons: 4
Coding region: 253-468 (71 amino acids)
Biological process (GO): G protein-coupled receptor signaling pathway
Cellular component (GO): heterotrimeric G-protein complex
Molecular function (GO): G-protein beta-subunit binding
Source: RefSeq, a predicted model, not a curated record
UCAGCUUCAGGAGGAAUAUAUUUGAGUGGGAUUCCCCUCUCCAUGCUCUGACCCACCCCUGGCGUUGGGCUUCAUUUGUCGGGAGAAAUUAGCCAACAGCUGCAUGAAGCACAGGCCGAUGUUUCUCACUAAAUUAGGGUCUGGCGUGAAGUUCUGAGUGAACGGCACGAGGUGUGAGCACCAGGACAGCGUGUGGGUGGAGCCAGCAGAUCAGACAGCCCUACACCGACCAACCCCGAGGCUACCAGGACGAUGGCGAGCAACAACACCGCUAGCAUCGCCCAGGCCAGGAAACUGGUGGAGCAGCUGAAGAUGGAGGCCAACAUCGACAGGAUAAAGGUGUCGAAAGCGGCGGCGGACCUGCUGUCCUACUGCGAAGCGCACGCCAAAGAGGACCCCCUGCUGUCGCCGGUGCCCGCGUCGGAGAACCCCUUCAGGGAGAAGAAGUUUUUCUGCGCCAUUCUGUAAAAAAAAAUAAUAAUAAUUUGAAACAGAAAAAGACCGGCAUUGGCUGCUCUGCAGUCCGCCUGAUGUGUGUUUUGAACGGGAGAUCGUUCUAAGAUUACGUAGAUUUAUUCUAGCGCGGUGGCGAGGCGACCACCAGCCCCGCCCCCCCCCCACCCCUCUUUUGUCGAAACGGCACCAAGCAAAGUGCAAUUUUCAAUACGCCAGAGUGUAUAACGUGUAGCUUUUAAAGGGGUAGUGAGGGCUUUUAAAGGGGUGUGCCGCAUGUUAAAGGGGUCUGUGUUUCCUUUAGACAACACAAGGGGGGGAUGGAGGAGGACGAUGAUGAUGAUGACUCUGAUACGUCAGACAGGUGAAGCGGCCAGCCGUCUGGUUGGGAAUUGUACAGAAAAAAAAAGGAAAAGACGCAAAUCUAAAGUAAAAAAAUAAAUAAUAAGAAUAACGUAAAAAUAUUAACUAUUAUUUUUGUGGCGCUCUUGGAGCCCCCAACAUGUUGUGCGAUAGUGUUGGUGGGUUGAUAGCUCUACCCUAGGACACAUUAACGUCUCUACAGCGAGACUCCACUUAUUGGAAUGCUAUUUUUUACGUUACAUAUUGGAAGUGGUUUUUCGAUCUGUACCCUGCACAGCUUUCUAUAACCAUCUGUGAUAACAGAAAACUGCUCCGUUCAUUUUCUUCUUCUUCCUCCUCCUCCUCAUCAUCUUCUUCUUUUUAGUUGUAUGCUUUUUUUUACUAAACCAAACGAUUCGUGAAUAUGUUUUGUUUUUUUAAUGGUUUGGAAGUUUGAAACGUUGAAAUCUGUGAUACUCUUUGCAAACUCCUUUCUGACAGGCCAGUCUGGACUUAUCUCCUAUCCGGCCAAUGUGAUAUAGUUUGUCUUCUUCCCAGGCAGAACUUUCUACUGUUUGUAUAAAACAAGACAAAAACGACUAGCAAGUAAACUGUGCUGUGAUGUGAAA